This is a messenger RNA of Dufourea novaeangliae, 834 nucleotides long. It is a transcript of the gene Brms1, whose product is annotated as breast cancer metastasis-suppressor 1-like protein. Gene Ontology annotation, molecular function: histone deacetylase binding. NCBI's taxonomy places the organism in Eukaryota, Metazoa, Arthropoda, Insecta, Hymenoptera, Halictidae. The record is from RefSeq and is a predicted model, not a curated record. The coding region runs from base 105 to 797 and encodes 230 amino acids. Gene Ontology annotation, biological process: negative regulation of transcription by RNA polymerase II. The transcript is spliced from 3 exons. Gene Ontology annotation, cellular component: Sin3-type complex.
UGUACAAAUGGUUAUCUUCGUGUAAAACUUGACAGGCGCUAUUUUUUCUUUUGCAGUUUUAAUUGCCUACGUCACUGUAUAAUUGAAUAUAAAAUUAUUUUACAAUGCCAAGUGUUAAAGAUGAAUCAGAGGCUGAAGGAGAAGAAAUGUCACAUGACAGCAAUGACAGUAAUCAGAGUUCUGCGUCAUGUGACAGUAGUGCAGAACAUAGCGACAGCGAUGACUCUUCAGAGAUGGAUGAAGAUGAAUGUGAAAGACGACGCAAUGAAUGUAUGGAAAACUUAGUAGAUUUAGAGAGACAGUUUACUCUCCUUAAAGAACAGCUCUAUCGUGAGAGAAUUACUCAAGUAGAUACAAAAUUAGGAGAGGUUCGUGUUGGAAAAUCUGAAGAAUACCUAAUACCUCUUGAACGAUUAAAAGAAAAUAUGAAAACAAAAACAGAAGUGGCUGGAAUAUUAAAGCAAUACAGAUUACAAAACAUACAAAAUAAAUUCCUAGCAGAGGAACAGGCUGCAUUACAAAAUUUUCAAAGUGAAAAAGAAUUAAUAUGGGACUAUAUCCACAAUGAUUUACAAGAAAAGAUACGAAGAUUAGAAGAAGACAGAAACAAUGUGGAUAUUCAUGCGGACUUAUGGCUAAAUUCAACUGGUAGAAGACGUAGGAAUCACACUGAAAGAAGGAGAGCUGUUUCCGUUGCUGGGCCUUAUAUUGUUUACAUGCUUAACGAUGCAGAUAUUCUUGAAGAUUGGGCACUGAUAAAGAAAAGCCUGAGCAGUCGAAAAACUGAAAUAAUUUAAUAUUACUUUUAGACGUAACAACAGUUGUAGCAAAAUA